This is a messenger RNA of Cygnus atratus (black swan), 4346 nucleotides long. RefSeq names its product ATP binding cassette subfamily B member 5 (gene ABCB5). NCBI's taxonomy places the organism in Eukaryota, Metazoa, Chordata, Aves, Anseriformes, Anatidae. Gene Ontology annotation, cellular component: membrane. Bases 1 to 3966 code for a protein of 1321 amino acids. Gene Ontology annotation, biological process: transmembrane transport. The transcript is spliced from 28 exons. The record is from RefSeq and is a predicted model, not a curated record. Gene Ontology annotation, molecular function: ATP hydrolysis activity; ABC-type transporter activity; ATP binding.
AUGAAGGAUCAUUUUGUAAAUCCCACAGAAAAGGACCUCUCCGAUGCUGAAUCUGCAAGUACAGAGUAUGACAACCCUUCUUUCCAACAUGAUGAAGAUCUUGAACAUAGUGACCAGUUAAAGACCAAGAAAAAAAAGAAGGAAAAUAAGCCAGAGAAAAAGGUGGUUGGCGUUUUUGAACUGUUUCGCUAUGCUGAUUGGUUGGAUAUACUUUUGAUGGUAGUUGGCUUGAUCGCAGCUGCUGCAAAUGGUACUGGAUUACCACUUAUGAUCAUUGUCUUUGGAGAUAUGACAAACAGCUUUGUGCUAAGUGGUGUGAAUUCAAAUGCGUCAAAAGAUACUUCAGUAAAUAGCUCCAUCUGUCCAUCAAUUCCAGGUAUAGAUAUAGAAGCUGAAAUGACAAAGUUUGCUUACUACUAUGUGGGAAUUGGCUUUGCUGUGUUGAUCCUGAGCAUGAUCCAAGUAUGGACAUUUUUGGUUGCUGCUACGAGGCAGUCAGCAAGGAUCCGUCAGAAGUUCUUUUUUGCAGUGCUCCAUCAGGAGAUGGCUUGGUUUGAUAGUACCCAGAUAGGAACACUGAACACCAGACUGACGGAUGACAUCAACACCAUCCAUGAAGGCAUCGGAGACAAGAUCUGUAUAUUCGUACAGUUUUUUGCCACAUUUCUGGCAGGGAUUGUUAUAGGAUUCAUCCACGGGUGGAAGCUGACACUGGUGAUUUUGUCAGUCAGCCCUCUUCUAGCUGCAUCAGCAGCAGUUUGGUCAACUCUUCUGGCAUCCCUUACUGCUAAAGAGCUGUCUGCUUAUGCCAAAGCAGGAGCUGUGGCAGAAGAAAUUUUGACUGCGAUCAGGACAGUUGUGGCUUUCAAUGGACAGCAGAAGGCAUUAGCAAAAUAUGAUGCUAACCUAGAGCUGGCUAGAAGCGCUGGAGUGAAAAAGUCCAUUACCACCAAUGUAUCUCUAGGUGUUUCACAGUUUCUUAUAUUUGGAUCCUAUGCUCUUGCAUUUUGGUAUGGAACCAAGCUCACUGCUGAGGAGAAAGAAAAUUAUGACAUUGGCCACGUGUUAAUUGUGUUCUUCUGUGUGCUUGUUGGAGCCUUCUCCUUGGGACAGGCAGCUCCCAACUUGGAGAGUGUGUCUAAUGCGCGUGGGGCUGCCUAUGAAGUAUAUCGAAUUAUCAAUAAGAAACGGCUUAUAGACAGCAGUUCUAAGGAAGGCUACAAACCUGACAAGAUCAUAGGAGAAAUCGAAUUCAGAAACAUCCAUUUCAGUUACCCAUCCAGACCUGAUGUUAAAAUUCUCAAAGGUCUAAACUUGAAAGUUCAAACUGGGAAGACCAUUGCUUUAGUUGGUGCUAGUGGCUGUGGAAAAAGCACUAGUGUUCAGUUGCUGCAGAGAUUCUAUGAUCCUGACCAAGGAGAAGUUAUCUUAGAUGGUCAGGAUAUUCGGACACUUAAUGUAAAGUGGCUAAGAGAAAAUAUUGGUAUUGUGAGCCAGGAGCCUGUUUUGUUUGCAACAACGAUAGCUGAGAACAUUCGCUAUGGCAGAGAAGAUAUUUCUGAUGCUGAAAUUGAGCAAGCAGCCAAGGAAGCCAAUGCUUUUGACUUCAUAUCUAGACUGCCUGAUAAAUUUAACACCAUGGUAGGGGAGAGAGGGGCUCAGCUGAGUGGGGGACAGAAACAACGAAUAGCUAUUGCUCGUGCCCUGGCAAGAAAUCCUAAGAUUCUUCUUCUGGAUGAAGCUACAUCUGCACUGGAUACUCAGAGUGAAUCCAUAGUGCAAGCAGCUCUUGAUAAGGCUCGGACUGGACGUACCACUAUUGUGAUUGCUCACAGACUGUCUACCAUCAGGACUGCUGACACUAUUGCUGCAUUUGAGAAAGGAAUUGUGGUUGAGCAAGGAACACACAGCGAACUCAUGUUGCAGAAGGGAGUCUACUAUUCUCUUGUAAUGCAGCAAGGCUGUAGCAAUAAUGCUCAAGACGAUGGUGCAUCAGAAGAAGAUGAAAAGACAGAAGAUGAGGAAUAUGAGGAAAAUGACAGAAGUGGUUUUGUGGAGGAACUGACCCUUCAAGAUCGUUCUGAAGAAUUGGUGGUCUCUGGGAGAAGCAGCAUUCGUAGAAGAUCUAGCAGAUACAAGAGCAAGAGGUGCUCUUCUAAGAAAAAGUCAUCUGAAAAAAAGAAAAAAAAGGAGGUAGAGGAAGAAAAUCUCCCUGCUGUGCCUUACUCAAAAAUCCUGGCUCUGAACAAACCUGAGUGGCUGUAUGUACUGCUGGGAGUGAUUGCUGCUGCCAUCUCAGGUGGGGUCCAUCCUGCAUUUGCUGUUAUAUUUGGAAAAAUCAUUGGGGCUUUUCAAGAAACAGAUGCAGAAAAGAGGAGUAAAAACACUUUGGUUCUUUCUCUAAUGUUUCUUUUACUUGGAGUGAUUACUUUAGCUGCGUACAUAAUCCAAGGAUUCAUGUUUGGGAAGUCUGGGGAAAUACUAACAAUGAGACUACGCUCUUUGUCCUUCAGAGCAUUACUUCAGCAGGAGAUUGGAUGGUACGAUGAUCAGAAAAAUGCUGUUGGCGUUCUGUUAACUCGACUUGCUACAGAUGCUUCCCAAGUCAAAGGGGCAACUGGAAGCCGACUUGGACUGAUGACUAUGACGGUCUUUACCCUUCUGACUGCCAUCAUUAUUGCUUUUGUGUACGGCUGGCAGUUGACUUUGCUUAUCCUGGCCUGCAUUCCUUUCGUUAUUGCUACAAAUGCUGCAAGUGUUAGCUCUGUGUCUGGUCAUGCAGCAAAAGAUCAAAAAGCUUUGGAAGAGGCUGGAAGAAUUUCAACAGAAUCAGUUGAAAAUAUAAGAACUGUAGCUUCACUGACAAGGGAAGAAGCAUUUUAUGAAAAAUAUGUAACAAGUUUGAAUGGUCCAUAUAGAGAUUCUCUAACAAAAGCCCCUUUCUAUGGAUUUACCUAUGGAGUAGCGCAGUCUGCAAACUACUUUGUUAACGCAGCAGUCUUCAGAUUUGGGGCAUGGCUCAUUGCCCAUUGUUUGAGCAACUUUGAAAAUGUGUUUAUAGUCUUCUCUUCUGUCAUAUUUGCAGCUAUGAAUGUUGGUCAGUCUGCUUCCCUGGCACCAGAUUAUGGUAAAGCUAGAAUUUCUGCUCAAAGAAUCUUUCAUCUUUUGGACAGAAAACCUCAAAUUGACAGUUACAGUGAAGAAGGUGAAAAAUUGAGUAAUUUUGAAGGCAACAUUGAAUUCAGAAACAUCACUUUUGUAUAUCCAACAAGGCCAGAAGUUCAAGUUUUGCAAGGACUCACCGUGAAGGUUAACAAAGGACAGACUCUGGCAUUAGUAGGAAGCAGUGGCUGUGGCAAAAGCACAUCCAUUCAGCUCUUGGAGAGAUUUUAUGACCCUGCAGAAGGACAAGUGUUAGCAGAUGGAUUUGAUACUAAAUCUUUGCAUUUACAAUGGCUGAGGUCCAAGCUGGGUCUGGUGUCACAGGAGCCUAUUUUGUUUGACUGCAGCAUUGCGGAAAAUAUUCAAUAUGGAGACAACAGUAGGGUUGUUAGUCAGCAGGAAACUGAAGCAGCAGCUAAAGCAGCAAAUAUUCAUGCCUUCAUUGAAAAAUUGCCAGAGAAAUAUAAUACCCGGGUGGGUGAGAAAGGAACACAACUUUCUGGAGGUCAAAAACAAAGAAUAGCAAUUGCCCGUGCUCUGGUUCGUAAUCCUGCCAUUCUACUUCUGGACGAAGCUACUUCUGCACUUGACACAGAAAGUGAAAAGAUUGUUCAGAAAGCUCUGGAUAAUGCCCGGCAAGGUCGAACCUGCAUCAUAAUUGCUCAUCGCCUGACGACCAUACAGAAUGCAGACAUCAUUGCAGUGAUCCAGAACGGCAGGGUGGUGGAGCAGGGCACCCACAGCCAGUUACUGGCAAAGGAAGGACACUACUAUGCCCUUGUAAAUGCACAAGUCUCUAAUUAGUGCUGUUCGGACUUUUUUCACAUUGUCCUGGAGAAAAAAAAAAAGCUUACAGAGAAGUAAUGCUGGCUGUAUCUGCCAUGAUAGAACAAGGACUGGUUGCUCUACCUGUUGUAAUCUUUGGCCCAUGUACCUGGGGAAAUGAGCAGUGCAUGCCCAGGAGUGGUAGGUGCAUGGGGGCAUCCCAAGGUCUGAAUCUGCUGGGCAUUUGUAGGAAUCGUUUGAUCAGGAGAGAGCCAUAUCUGGACUGGUCAUAUCUGGACUGGUCUCAUCCAUUCUACUGGUUCUGGUGGGGUACCCAGGUCUUUCUGGCCCUUCAAAUCCUGACCCAUAAAGUUGGCACAGACUCUUGCACAUUGGUACAAGAGUGUGACAGCGACUAA